AUGAACCAGACAAAGGUCACCGGGGAGGAUAAACCCACAGAAAGGGGGGCGGAACCAGUUGGAGCAUCACAGUCAGAUGCUACCACCAGUGAGCAGGAUAAAAAUGUAAACCUGACUCAAUCGGAGAUGGAAAAGACAAAGGUCACCGAAGAGGAACUGGCGGAACUGGGAUUGGGUGACCUUUCGCUGAAUGAUAAAACGGCAGACGAUGACCUUUGGGCAACCCCAAUGGUCUCAGAUGAAUCCAAUGAAUCAUAUUUCACGGACGACGAAACAACGAUGAAUAUGUCCUUCCAAUCAGCAAUGAGACAAGCCGAUCGUGCUGAAGGGAUGACACCUUUCAAGGACAUACCAGAGCACCUCAUUGAACGGACACAAACGGGAAAGGUCAUCAACGUACGACCACCGUCACCGAAUAGCCCCACGUCAACUCUGAAGAGGCGCGUGAAGGAUUUGGAAGAUGAACUCCAUAAUAAGGAAGAUCAGACGGCGAGACGAAAACAGGAAUAUCAAGAGAGACUGACAUCGCUUGAGACCCGGCUAUUUGAGUUAGAACAACAACGGGGAUACUUGGAGAAUACAGCAGAAGAAUGGAAAGUGAAAUAUGAAAAGCAAAGGGAACUGGCCGAAGAGUAUCUGAAAAUGGUAGAUGACAGAGAAAUGGAGGGUCAUCUUGCAGUCAGUGACCUUAAUGAGAGUCACCGAAGCGGAAGCCAAGAGAGACGAAUACGCGGCCAAACUCGUCGACGCGACCCAACGAUUGUUGACAAGCACCAACGAGGUUUUAAGCUGAGAAAUGAAUUGAAGUUACGGGACGAGAACAUUGGAACCCUUCAGAAAGAAGCACAAGAUCAUCAGAGGAGAGCCGAUGACGCUGUCAAAGUGGCUAAGGACCUGAGGGAGCUCACAGCCACUGAAGGUGUACGGUUGAGUAACGAAAUUAAGCAGGUGACGGAAGAAAACAAAUCGUUGAAAGAAGAUGUUCGAAAGGUCACCGAAGAGAAUACUGAGUUGAAAAGGACCGCUAAGACAAUUGCCGAGCAAGGCAUGAGGUGGGAACAUGAGGCACACCUCUUGGAUGAAAAGGUCACGGUACUUGAAUUGAAAGAUAAAGAGUGGCAACAGACAGUCCAUCAGAAGACACAGGAGAUUAUCAGACUCAAUACGGAGCUGAUCGAUAUGACCCAAACGGUAAUGACGAGGGAAGAUGAGGUCACCCAUACAAAAGACCAGUUGAAAGCGGCAGCUGAGGAAUACAUGAAAUUGGAACGAGAUGUGACUCAGUUGGCAGAACACAUCAGGAAAGUGGAAAAGGAUACCGAAAAAGUCAUCCAGGACAAAACGCUUCAACUACAUCAGCACAUGUCGAAGGUCGACCAAGAGAACCAGAACUUGAAGAACGAGAAAGAACAAUCCGAUUUAAGAAUUAAGCGCCCCGAAGAUGAAAAUAAAGCCCUUCAAAUGUCCAACAAGCAUAAAGAUGAACAGCUCCUACAACAUGUAGUUAGAGCAGCGACAGUGGAAUCACCCCCGCCCAGUUAUAGCAAGGCGCAUGAAACGGGCACGGGCAAAAGCUUCCACUUUGACAUGCCGCUACGAACUGGUACCGGCAAAGGAAGCGUCAAAAAUGAAAGAGAUGGUGAAAAAGACAAAAACGACAAAGAGCCACCUUCGGAAAGUUACCCGCAUAUGAGUCGAGGUGACCCUUCACAAUUUCCCCCGCACAUGGAAACAAAUGUGUUCAUUGACGAAGGACGACGGGACAGACCCCCCAGCCGACAGGAGCGCCCAAGGAAAUCUCGUUAUGGAAAGGCGAAACGAAAUCAAAGUGAUGAUGGAAGUAGCGAAGAAGACGAUGACCACAGAGCAGAAAACACAGCGGUGCAAUUGACAAAAGCACUCAACUCGAUGGCCAGGAAAACACCACUCAUGACCUUUGACGGCAGUCGUGACACGGUGAGUGGGUGGACACGACUGGUGAAGGAAACCCAAAGGACUUACCAGCUGACAGACGACCAAAUUAUGAUCGAGAUAGCCAGUGCAGUGAAAGGUCCUGCAAAAACAUGGUUUGAAGGAGAAAAAGACAUCGCAGCAGAAGACGGAGUUGAAUACUCGAUAACCGAAUGGAUGGACAAAUUUAAAGAUGAAUAUGGUGACCGAGAUGAAGAAGUCCUAGGCUUACGUGAGGCCUACGCAAGGAAAUUUGAACUCGGAAAAGAAUCGCUUGACCAAUACUAUCAAGCGAUGAUGCGGUUUAAGGCAAAGAGAAUCAUUACUGAGAAACAGGCCGUGGGCUUCUUAAUCGAAGGAUGUAGAGUCGACAAUGAGCUCUACAAAGCCCUGCGUAUACAAAAGUGCAAGACGCCAACGGACGUGAAGGAUUUCUUUCGACAUUGGGCCACCGGCGAAGAGAAAUAUAAGGCGCCCAGAGGUCAACGUAACCAGGAAUACGUGACCAUCCGCCAAGGCCAAGUCGAAAAUGUGCCGCAACAGAGAAUGGCAGCUGCACCAGUUCAGCAACCAGUUGAAUACCGAGUGGAGACUCCGGUUAGAGAGGUCACGGAAAAAGUGACCUUUAUCGACAGUCAGACGGGGCAACCGAUAACGUACGCAAUGGUAGCGGCGAUACAAGCGGCAGCUCAAGUGAGACCGGUACCUCAGAAUGUGGCUCCACCAGCUCCACAGAACGUGGCCCCAAUGAACGUUGGAAUACCACAACAAGGAGCGGGGAACGGAAAUUUUGGUGGAAAUGGAUACGGAUAUGGAAAUGCAAACUGGAACGGAGGACAAGGAAAUUUCCAGAAUCAAGGUCAAGGUCAAGGCAACUUUCAGCCAAACAGAGGAAACCAGAACAAUAACCAGCAAAAUCAAGGGUCACGAACCGAAUUCAAGUUCCAGAUGAUUGAUGGAUGGGUGGCGAACAACGUUCAGAUGUGCCAGUACUGUAUGUAUGGCAAUCAUCAGACACAGGGGUGCAAAUUCGCUAACACACCACCAGAACAGAACCCGAACCUGUUCGCCUUCAACGAGUGGCAACGACUGCGCGGGCUUGGUGGUUGGCGCCUAGCGGUGAAUAACGGAUAUGACCUCAUCACCCAAUGGUACCAACACAAAGCAAACUUCCAAAACCAACAAGGGAACGGAAACGGUAACUAUGGAAAUGGAAAUGGCGGUGGCCAGAAUGGCGGCUACGGCCGUGGUGGCUUCGGCCGCGGCGGCUUCAGAGGAAGGGGCAGAGGCUUCGGCCGCGGAACUUUCAGAGGAGGCCAGAACAAUGGAGGCGGCCAAGGUAACUACCAACAGGGUGGUGGCCAAUACAACAAUGGCAACGGACAGAAUCCUAACCCGGCAAACGAUAUCGGACAACAACAAGAAAAUGUGCAAGGAAAUGUGCAAGGCGUGCAACAAGGUGGGGCGACGGUUCAGGGAAACGGGCAAGAUCAGUAGGCACCGG
Molecule: messenger RNA, 3454 nt
Organism: Paramacrobiotus metropolitanus
Lineage: Eukaryota; Metazoa; Tardigrada; Eutardigrada; Parachela; Macrobiotidae
Exons: 2
Coding region: 1-3447 (1148 amino acids)
Source: RefSeq, a predicted model, not a curated record